Molecule: messenger RNA, 1637 nt
Organism: Apis laboriosa (Himalayan honeybee)
Lineage: Eukaryota; Metazoa; Arthropoda; Insecta; Hymenoptera; Apidae
Product: histone H3-like centromeric protein CSE4
Exons: 5
Cellular component (GO): nucleosome
Molecular function (GO): protein heterodimerization activity; structural constituent of chromatin; DNA binding
Source: RefSeq, a predicted model, not a curated record
UCCUAUCUCUCACAGACCAAACUAUGUUUCUGAAAAAACACUAACCGACAAAAGUCUGAUAUCUUUGGACGAAAAAGUGCAUUUCUUGAUUUUGUUACAAAGCGAUUAAGAAAAAGAUAUGGCACGUACUAAGCAAACUGCACGUAAAUCAACAGGAGGUAAAGCUCCUAGAAAACAACUUGCAACUAAAGCUGCACGUAAAAGUGCACCAUCCACGGGUGGUGUAAAAAAACCACAUCGUUAUAGACCUGGUACUGUAGCACUUAGAGAAAUCAGAAGAUAUCAAAAAUCAACAGAAUUGCUGAUUAGAAAAUUACCAUUUCAACGUUUAGUUCGUGAAAUUGCACAAGAUUUCAAGACUGAUUUAAGAUUUCAAAGUGCUGCAAUUGGAGCAUUACAAGAAGCUUCUGAAGCAUAUUUAGUUGGAUUGUUUGAAGAUACAAAUUUAUGUGCAAUUCAUGCUAAACGUGUUACAAUAAUGCCUAAAGAUAUUCAGUUAGCAAGAAGAAUUCGUGGUGAACGUGCUUAAAUAAUUCAUAUUUCAGAUAUAAUGGCACGUACUAAGCAGACAGCUCGUAAAUCAACUGGAGGUAAAGCACCUCGUAAACAACUAGCCACAAAGGCAGCACGUAAGAGUGCACCAUCUACUGGUGGUGUGAAAAAACCACAUAGAUAUAGGCCUGGUACAGUAGCUCUUCGAGAAAUCAGAAGAUAUCAAAAAUCAACAGAAUUGUUAAUCAGGAAAUUACCUUUUCAAAGAUUGGUUCGUGAAAUUGCACAGGAUUUUAAAACUGAUCUUCGUUUCCAAAGUGCUGCAAUUGGAGCUUUACAAGAAGCUUCAGAAGCAUAUUUGGUUGGUUUAUUUGAAGACACAAAUUUGUGCGCUAUUCACGCGAAACGUGUUACAAUCAUGCCCAAGGAUAUCCAGUUGGCCCGACGAAUCCGUGGCGAGCGUGCUUAAACAAUAUGUAACUCCCAUACAUACCAUUUAUUACUAUUAUUAUCAUUCGUAACAAUCAUGGAUGAAACAUUUUCAUUCCAAACUACAUAUUAUGUUGUACUCCAUAAUAAUGUAUGAGUUAUGACAUGAUCAUCCUUUAUAACAUGUAUUUAAAAUUCAGAUUUCUGGAAAAUUGAUACAAAAAUUGGUUCAACUGUUUUUGAUAUAGAUAGUUUUCGUCUUUUGGUAUUAUACAAAAAUAGACUAUAUAUUAUUUUUCAAAAAUUAUCAAUUAUAAUUGCUAAUUUCUUAAUUUCAUUUUUUUUCGUCAUUUUACAUUUUACAGAGUAAGAAUACUUAUAAAAAGAAACCUAAAAUCGGAAGUUAAAUAAUCGUGAUAAAAGACAAUUGUUAAUUCUUCUAAAAGUACUUUUAAGAUUGAAUAAGAUCGAAAAUGUUUAGUUUCUCAUUACAAUUUUAUUAUAUUCAUCAUCCUUAUCAUUAUUGAUACAAUACAUAGUGAAAUGUACAUUAGAGAAUAAGGCACUUUUUUUGUAGGAACAGUAUGUUCAAUGUAGUGUUUAUCAUAUUAGAACUCUGGUUGUAUGAAAAUUACGUAAGAUAUUUCAAUCAGUCAAGUAUUCAUUGUUCGUGUAAAGAUAAACGUUUCUUAAAUAAAUCUUCAAAAUAAUAUUAA